CAAAAACCCUUUCCAAAAUGCAUUUCGCUCUAUCUCUUCCUCGCCCCUCUCGACCACUUCUCUCUACUUCGAUCCUCUCCCCCUACUUCUCUUCUUCUUCUUCUGCAACAGUAGAUUUUGAUGGGACCAACAUUGGCUCUCGAUGGAAGCAGAUCUCCUACAACUUCACCAGGCCAGUGAUCAGUCUUUUUGUUGCUUUUUAUCUAGCAUGCACGAGUAAAUUGCAUGACUCGGUCGUGGUCCCGCAAAAGCUGUUCGCAUCAGUCACCAUGGGAGAGGAAAAGCCUUUUGAUUUUCUCCGCACUUUGUUUGAGGGUGUUAUCGCCGGAGGCACUGCUGGUGUUGUUGUUGAAACAGUUCUAUAUCCGAUUGAUACAAUAAAGACAAGGCUGCAGGCUGCUCGUGGUGGAAGCAAAAUUGAAUGGAAGGGCUUGUAUUCCGGAUUGGCUGGCAAUAUAGCUGGAGUGUUACCGGCAUCUGCUGUAUUCGUGGGCAUAUAUGAGCCUACGAAACAAAAGCUACUGGAAAUAUUUCCUGAAAAGUUUAGUGCAGUCGCUCAUCUGACUGCAGGGGCCAUUGGCGGGGCUGCUGCUUCUCUUAUCCGUGUUCCUACGGAGGUGGUUAAACAAAGGAUGCAGACCGGACAAUUUAGCUCAGCUCCAGAUGCCGUUCGUCUUAUUCUUGCAAAAGAAGGCUUCAAAGGUCUUUAUGCUGGCUACAGUUCCUUUCUGUUGCGAGAUCUACCAUUUGAUGCCAUCCAGUUUUGUUUAUAUGAGCAGCUUCGAAUUGGAUACAAGAUUGCGGCAAAACGAGAGUUAAAUGAUCCAGAAAAUGCUGUAAUUGGAGCAGUAGCUGGGGCAAUAACUGGAGCUAUAACCACACCGCUUGAUGUGAUGAAAACAAGAUUGAUGGUUCAGGGUCAAGCAAAUCAAUACAAUGGGCUUCUAAGUUGUGCCCAGACUAUUCUUCGAGAAGAAGGCCCAGCUGCGUUUUUGAAGGGUGUCGGACCAAGAGUUCUGUGGAUCGGCAUCGGUGGGUCCAUAUUCUUUGGUGUCCUCGAGAGGACAAAACUCUUACUUUCUCAAAGGCGCUCCAAGCGCUCCAUAUCUGAAUCUUCAAAGGAAGAAUAAUACAAAUCUCUGAGUCUUCUCAUUGAAGUACUAUGAUCCAGAUUGAAGACUUACGAUUUGGCCCAAUCUUUCUUCUGAAUUAUUUGGUGGGAAUAGAAGUAGCACUGAUUUAUUUUUUUUCUUUUGCUUCAAGUUAAGAUGCAGGGAGUUUUUGUAUGUCAAAUUUAAUGGUUCUACUUGUUAAUUUGUGGGAGAGAGAAAUAGGGCAAUUUGGUGCUUAGUUGUAUUUGCUUUCCUAUUUUGUAAUUUAUAUAUUUAUAUUUAAGACCAAUUUAGGGAUUUGAAACAUAGUGAAUUUCCGUAGUAUUAAGUGGU
Messenger RNA from Ananas comosus (pineapple), 1445 nucleotides. RefSeq names its product S-adenosylmethionine carrier 1, chloroplastic/mitochondrial-like. Gene Ontology annotation, cellular component: mitochondrial inner membrane. Bases 18 to 1130 code for a protein of 370 amino acids. The transcript is spliced from 13 exons. Gene Ontology annotation, molecular function: S-adenosyl-L-methionine transmembrane transporter activity. NCBI's taxonomy places the organism in Eukaryota, Viridiplantae, Streptophyta, Magnoliopsida, Poales, Bromeliaceae. Gene Ontology annotation, biological process: transmembrane transport. The record is from RefSeq and is a predicted model, not a curated record.